This is a messenger RNA of Aspergillus sclerotioniger CBS 115572, 984 nucleotides long. Its product is annotated as Clavaminate synthase-like protein. Gene Ontology annotation, molecular function: dioxygenase activity. The transcript is spliced from 3 exons. The annotation marks the transcript as partial. The record is from RefSeq and is a predicted model, not a curated record. Lineage: Eukaryota; Fungi; Ascomycota; Eurotiomycetes; Eurotiales; Aspergillaceae.
GUCAUGGCUCUCUCAAUGUUGGAUUAUAGUCACUUUACUUCUGGGUCUUGGGACAAGCGUGAGAAGUUCGCCCAUGAUCUCCUUGGCAGUUUUGAAAGGACUGGCUUCGCGAAGAUUAGAGCCCAUCCCUUUAGUGCACAGGAAUUGGAAGAGCUCUUCACCUGGAGCCACAAAUUCUUCGACCAGCCAUUGAAUGAGAAAAAUGAAAUUCCCAAUGAACCAGGACCCAGGCCUAUGCGUGGUUACACGCCAUGGAGAGUCGAGGAAGUUGGAAAACUUCACCACGAUCCUAAAAUCAGGAAAAUAAUUGACUCCAAGGAGCACUUCGACCAAGGUCCCCAAUACGAUACAGAGUUCCCCAACAAAUGGCCCACCGCACCUCAGCUAUCAGGCUUUCAGCCCUUCAUGGAGGCAUUUUAUCGCAAGUGCGACAACAUCUGUCUGACCUUGAUAGAGGCACUCGAGGUCGCCUGGGGUAUCGAGGAUGGGUCGCUCGUCGCGCGCUGUGUGCCCAGCUCCACCGAUCUCCGACUGACCCACUAUCCAGCGAUUCCAGUCGAGGAGAUGCAUUCCGAACGUACCAGUCGAAUUGCGCCCCAUACCGACUUUGGACCCAUCACACUCUUAUUCCAAGAUAGCACUGGUGGCCUCGAAAUUGAAGACCGAACAAACCCGGUCCCUAAUUCAUUUGUUCCACUGCCGCCGACUGAUAUAUCCGAAAUGAUCGUCAAUGUCGGGGACACCUUAACCCGGUGGACUAACGGGAAGAUAACCGGCGGUGUUCAUAGAGUCACUACUCCCGAGACAAUGAAGAAUGAAAACGGCCUGAUCAUCCCAUCCCGAAUGUCCAUGGCCUAUCUCUUCAAGGCCGGGCGUAAUGUCUCUGUCGGACCAUUGCCGAAGUUCGUUUCGUCCGCGAUGCCAGCGCAGUAUCCCGACAUGACGGCUCUGGAAUUCCAACGAUGGCGAAACAGCAUUGUCUAC